CAGCAGCUGACGAGCUGCCUCCGUGGUUUCUGCUCCCGCUGCUGAUCCGCGGCACAUGCUCAGUUAUGUACACCCAGACAACUUUGAAGGCUUAGCUGUGGCUGCUGAGGUCAUUGCACUGGGAAAAAAAUAGACUGACUCGCUCCACUACACCGCCUCCAUUUUGAAUAGCCAUGUAAUCGGGGCUUCGCGUAGUUUUUGUGUGUAUCGCCCACUGCGCUACGUAGUGUCAACAAGCCACAUCCAAACAUCCUUCGACAUGGACGACCUGUUCAGUCCGCGGAGGAGCCUGAACAGCACACAGGGCGAGAUAAGAGUUGGGUCGAGUCAUCAGGCCAAACUUCCGGAGAUGCAGCUGCGGUCGGCUCUUGUUUUACAGACUCAGACAGAGAGUGAGGAGCUGAUGUGGACGCCUGGGGUCAAUGACUGUGACCUUCUCAUGUACCUCAGAGCUGCCAGGAGCAUGGCAGCAUUUGCAGGGAUGUGUGAUGGUGGAUCCACAGAGGACGGAUGUUUAGCAGCCUCCCGUGAUGAUACCACACUCAAUGCACUCAACAUGCUACAUGCAAGUCAUUAUGAUGCAGCAAAAGCUCUCCAGCGUCUGGUUAAGAAGCCUCUGCCGAAGCUUAUUGAGAAAUGCUGGUCGGAGGAUGAUGUGAAACGCUUCAUCAAAGGUCUGAGACAGUAUGGAAAGAAUUUCUUUCGGGUCCGGAAGGACUUUCUGCCCAGCAAAAAGACUGGGGAGCUGAUCACCUUCUAUUACCACUGGAAGAAAACUCCUGAGGCUGCAGGCACAAGAGCUUAUCGACAGCAACGCCGGCAGCCGUCCUCUCGCAAAGCGAAGACUCGCUCUGCUGCAGUUCUCGUCACCCCAUCGCAAAAUUAUUCAGUGGAUGCAAGUUCUGCCAGUGAGGAUGAUCUUGAUAGUGAAGACAGUGAACAGGAAAUCAAGACCUGCAGCCACUGCGGCACAACAAGUUCGAAGGAUUGGCACCAGGGGCAAAGAGACAACCCAUUGCUCUGCACGACUUGUCGCACAUAUGAAAGUAAACAUGGAUGUUUGCCCCCAGCUUCAAAAUGCGCAGGCGCUCCAUUCCUGUUUAAACCUGUUAAAGAGGAAGAAGAGGUGAACAGCAAGCAUGGCAUGAGGACACGGACGAGCAGAGCACCUCAGUUGUCAUCUUUGAGAAGUGGCCACAGGAGGCUCACAGGUUCCCCCACCAGUGAGGAUCACCAGUCAAGUAGCCAGCCCUCACCGAGCGUGACAACCUCUAAUUCUUUGAGAUCUUGUUCCACGGAUAUUAAGAAUGAAUCCAGCAAGAAGACGAUCAAGAAAAUCAAAGAGGAGGUAACGUCACCAAAGACAACCAAACGCGUACGGGACAGUCCCACUCAGGAGCCUGACGAGGCUGAGAAAGUUGCACCUAAAAGGUCGAAGACUCGGGAUCCACGGAGCUCUCGGUCAGAUGGAGAGGCCGAGGUCGAGGAGGAAAGCUCUUCAGAAAGCCGCAGUGCUCAGGACGACGGCAGCAGUGACACCAAAGACAUCGAUCAGGACAACCGCAGCUCCUCUCCCAGCAUUCCCAGCCCUCAGCAGGGCAACGAGAGCGACUCUGACUCCUCCGCCCAGCCGAACGGAGUGCCAUCAGAGCCUGUCGCUCCCGCUGCUGUAUUGGCUGACAAGUCAAUCUCACAGGCCCUCCCCUCUCAGGGCCAAGCCAUCACUCCUCAGCCAAUGCAAAGCAACCCCCCUGCUGAUCCUGUUAAGAGCCCCCGCCCUCCUUCUCCAGACCCCCGUCAGCCAGCUGCUGGUCAGUCAACUGCCACAGCGGGCCCAAACAGCCGACCACAGCCCGCUUCCCACUCUCUUUCUGGUCCUUCAUCUCUUCCAUCAGCACUGGGUCAGGACUCUCCUCUUUCUACAGCAUUUCAACUCCCACCUCUUCUCAACUCUGCACAGCCUCAUGGCCCGUCACCUCAGGCCCCCCAGCGACCCGCACCCUAUUUUAGGGAGUCUCAGCUCUCCAAGCCUCCUCUAUCUGGCCCACAAGUCAAGCCUCCUCCCACCACUCCAAUUCCACCUUCACACAAACAAAUGCCACACCAGUCUGCUCCACCUUUCCCUCAGAUGCCCUCUAAUCUCCCCCCACCCCCUGCUUUAAAGCCACUCAAUAUUUUGCCCAACCAGCAUCCCCCGGGUGCUCCCCCUCCCCCUCUUCAGCUCAUGCCACAGCCUUUGCCAAUGCAGCCACUCCCUACUCAGGUGCAGACCCACCCUGGAAAAAGCAUGACUUCCUCUCAUCCUCCUGCUGCAGCCUCACACCCUCUCACUUCUGCUAUUGGCCCUGUACCGAGCCUCCAGCCGACAUUCUCGCAUCUUCCCCCGAGACCUUCGGUGAGCACCAUGGCAGGAGGAUGCCAAAUUCAGAUUAAAGAAGAGCCACUGGAUGAGAUUGUAGAGGCUGCAAGCUCAACGUCUCCACCUCGGAGUCCCUCGCCAGAGCCCACCAUAGUCAACGUGGCAAGCCAUGCCAGCCAGUCUGCACGGUUUAUCAAACAUUUGGAUCGCGGUUACAACUCUUGUGCCAGAACGGACAUGUUCUUCAGUCCUCUUUCGUCCUCCAAGCUGGCCAAGAAAAGGGAGGAGGCGGUUGAAAAGUCCAGGAGAGAGGCCGAGCUCAGUGCUCGACAAGAACGCGAAAGGGAGAAAGACAGAGAGAGAGAGAGAGAAAGGGAGGCAGAGAGAAAUGCAAGAGCCUCCAGCUCCUCCCACGACAGCCGCAUGAGUGAUGUUCAGAUGACAGUCCAGGGCCACGGACGCUCCUUUGAGCAGCCGCCCACCACUGUCGCCGCGGUGCACCCCUACAUUGGUCCUGAUUCACCAGCUCUGCGAACCCUGAGUGAAUACGCCCGACCCCAUGUCAUGUCGCCCAGCAACCGCAACCAUCCUUUCUACGUGUCGCUGAGCCCCGGCGACCCCUUGCUGGCCUACCACAUGCCUGGUCUGUACAGCGCUGAGCCCAGCCACAGAGAGCGCGAGCUCAGGAACCUGCGAGAGAGGGAGCUCCGAGAGAGGAUGAAGCCUGGCUUUGAGGUCAAGCCCCCAGACAUGGAAACGUUACACCCCUCCGCUAACCCCAUGGAGCACUUUGCCCGGCACGGGGCCAUCGGUCUGCCUCACAUACCCGGGCCUCCCCACCACUUUGCAACCUUCCAUCCUGGGCUGAACCAACUGGAGCGGGAGAGGAUGAUGAUGGCCGGACCUCAGCUGCGCCAGGAUCUGAGUUACGCAGAGCGACUCACCGCAGAGCGGCUUCACUCGGAGAGGAUGGCGUCCGUGGCUUCAGACCCUGCUGUCAGGCUGCAGAUGCUCAACGUGACGCCGCACCAUCACCAGCACUCUCACAUUCACUCCCACCUCCACCUGCACCAACAGGAUCCCCUCGGUCAAGGUUCAAGCCCUCAUCCUCUCGACGCCCUGGCACCAGGGCCACGCAUGGCCCGGUUCCCCUUCCCUGGCGGCCCAAUCCACAACCAAUUACUCAGCGAUUUUCCUCAUGAUCAUGAGAUGCUGCGCCACCCGCUGUUUGCAGCUGCAUAUCCAAGAGAGCUCCAGGGCCACGCUCCUCAGAUGUCUGCUGCUCACCAGCUCCAGGCCAUGCAUGCUCAGUCCGCAGAGCUGCAGAGGAUGGCCAUGGAGCACCAGGCCAUGGAGCACCAGUGGCUGCAUGCGCAUCACCUGCAUGGAGGCGCUCUACCCAGCCAGGAAGAUUAUUACAGCCGUCUGAAGAAAGAAGGUGACAAACCAUCUUGAGUGCCAGGCGGUGCGUGCCCUGAAACCCUCAUACCCAAUAGAAUACUGUGUACUUUUUAAGACUUUAAGAGAUAUUUGUGUGUCUUUUCUUUUGUUUUAAUAUAUUUUAGAAAAAAUGAUGUGCAUUCCUUGUUCAGCACUUAAUGAGACUGUCAAAGUCCGUACGAGAUUUUCAUAUCACUUAAGACUUAAAACUAGUUUUAUUAUCAUAAUGACAAAUAAUCGAUUUAAAAUGACAGAUUUACUAAAGGUUAAACUGUUUCAUAUGCAGUGGUAGGAAUUUGCUAAAAUAUAGCUCUUAUAAGGUAAAUGAAAACAGGCUGAUUUUGGUCCUAAGUUUAAAUAUCUAUCUAUGAUUUCCUUGUACAGAAUAACAUUUAAAUCUGUGUCUGGAUGAUUGUAACGACCUAGCAUGACUCAACCUUAAUUUUUCACCAAACUAGAGUAGCAAGUUGCAUUGUGGUGUUUAGCCUUUUAAAGCAUAGUAGAGGUUGGUUUUAAAUCUGCCAAAUAUUUGUCUAAAUCCUAAAGUUUUAUAUAUCAAGAUAUCUUUUCACAGUAUAACCGAAGCUUUUAUUCGCUCAUUUUUGAGAUUGUAAAUAUUACAUGUUCACAAUAUUCUAUAUGAAUGAGUACUAUUGAUAUAGCAGUAGAUGUGAACACUUGACCCUCAAUUUAGCAUGAUAGCAGUAAAUUAUAAGCUAAAACAGUAUAUAGUAUUAUAAGGUGAGAUACUUAUUAAUUGGACCAUGAUCAUUCGCUACAGGUAGAAAGUUUUAUUAGAAUAAUGUAUUUACAUCGUUUUAAUACGAGUACAUUAAUUGGAGAGACACUAAAUUUUGAACAUUUUAAUUGAUUUUUAAACAAACAGUCUUUAAAUUCAAUAUGUAUGUGACAUAAAAUGAAAGUGUAUUCAUUGCAUAUUUAUUUCAAUAAAUAUUUCUGCAAUGACACCUUAUUCUCGUUGCACUUGGAGUUCCUCUGAAACAACAGCCUGCGGUAUUACCAAUUUAUUAGGUACACCUUUCUAAAACUAAUGCCGUCUUUUACAACAGUCCAAUGGGAGAUUUGACCCUCAUGGAAGUUCUAAUCUAUUUCAGAGAGAUGGAGACUCAACUGUCUGGUCAUGUUGGAUAUAGUUUAUUGUGUUGUUGAACCAAAUUGCAUUGUACUGACAGGGGUUUCUGUUAUUUUGUCCACCUAGUUAAUGUCAAUAAGUGGCUACAUAACAGCAACACCUAUCUGUGUAAUAUAAUGUUUUAAACUAUAUUAAUUUUGGCUUGGUGUCCUAAAUAAACUGGAAAAGACA
Molecule: messenger RNA, 5123 nt
Organism: Pseudoliparis swirei
Lineage: Eukaryota; Metazoa; Chordata; Actinopteri; Perciformes; Liparidae
Gene: rereb
Product: arginine-glutamic acid dipeptide (RE) repeats b
Exons: 17
Coding region: 260-3814 (1184 amino acids)
Biological process (GO): regulation of DNA-templated transcription
Cellular component (GO): nucleus
Molecular function (GO): transcription corepressor activity; zinc ion binding; sequence-specific DNA binding
Source: RefSeq, a predicted model, not a curated record